This is a messenger RNA of Carcharodon carcharias (great white shark), 5057 nucleotides long. Its product is annotated as ATP-citrate synthase. Gene Ontology annotation, biological process: citrate metabolic process; tricarboxylic acid cycle; acetyl-CoA biosynthetic process. The transcript is spliced from 30 exons. The record is from RefSeq and is a predicted model, not a curated record. Gene Ontology annotation, molecular function: ATP citrate synthase activity. NCBI's taxonomy places the organism in Eukaryota, Metazoa, Chordata, Chondrichthyes, Lamniformes, Lamnidae. The coding region runs from base 245 to 3553 and encodes 1102 amino acids. Gene Ontology annotation, cellular component: cytosol.
UGAUGCUGCGUGAGCCAAUCAGCGGGCCGGAAUGACUGAUCAGCAGAUGGUGAGGCGAGAGGCCGGGUCCGCCUCAGCCUUACAGAGCCGGCUAAAGGAUUGCGCUCAGAGCGGGGCUGCGCCGAGCGGGGAGACAGCAGGUAACAGUCUGAUUCCGUUUUGAAUGCUUCAAUUGAACCUGCCUUCACCAUACUCUCAGGCAGUAUAUUCCAGACCUUUACUGCUCGUAACCAGCUAAACAGUCAUGUCCGCUAAAGCCAUAUCUGAGCAGACUGGUAAAGACUUCCUUUACAAAUUCAUCUGCACAAAGGCUCCAAUCCAGAACAAGUUCAAAUAUGCUAGACUGCGACAUGAAACCGACUGGGACCUUCUAGUCCAAGAGCACCCCUGGCUACAGACUGAGCGCCUGGUGGUGAAGCCAGAUCAGCUGAUUAAACGUCGUGGGAAGCUGGGCUUGAUUGGAGUUAACCUGGAUUUGAAUGGGGUAAAGGAAUGGUUAAAGCCACGACUAGGACAGGAAACGACGGUUGGACGGGCAAAGGGUGUUCUGAAAAACUUCCUGAUUGAGCCAUUUGUACCUCACCAACAGGAAGAAGAGUUCUACGUAUGCAUCUAUGCUGCUCGGGAAGGCGACUACGUGUUGUUUCAUCAUGAGGGUGGGAUUGAUGUUGGUGAUGUUGACUCUAAAGCCUGCAAAUUCCUGGUGGAAGUUGACAGAAAGCUGAGUGAGCAGGAUGUUAGUAGCCACCUGCUGCAUCAUGUGCCUGAAAACAGGAAAAGCAUUUUGGCCUCUUUCAUUGUUGGACUCUUCACACUGUACGAAGAACUGUACUUCACCUACCUCGAGAUUAAUCCAUUAGUUAUGACCGAUGCUGGUGUGUUCGUCCUUGAUAUGGCAGCAAAGAUAGAUGCCACAGCUGACUACAUCUGUAAGAGUAAAUGGGGAGAUGUGGAUUUCCCACCACCGUUUGGGAGAGAAGCUUACCCUGAGGAAGCUUAUAUUGCUGAUCUUGAUGCAAAGAGUGGAGCCAGUCUGAAGCUGACUAUCCUCAACCCUAAGGGCAGGAUCUGGACAAUGGUGGCUGGAGGAGGUGCCUCUGUUGUGUACAGUGACACAAUCUGUGACCUUGGAGGAGUGAACGAGUUGGCAAAUUAUGGCGAGUACUCUGGUGCCCCCAGCGAGCAGCAGACGUAUGACUAUGCUAAGACCAUUCUGUCUCUAAUGACCAGAGAGCAACAUCCAGAAGGAAAAAUCCUCAUUAUUGGAGGCAGCAUCGCUAACUUCACGAACGUAGCAGCAACGUUUAAGGGCAUAGUACGUGCAAUCAAGGACUACCAAACCCCAUUGCAGAACCAUAACGUCUCUAUUUUCGUCAGAAGAGGUGGACCCAAUUACCAAGAGGGUCUCCGUGUCAUGGGUGAAGUUGGGAAGACAACUGGAAUUCCAAUCUAUGUUUUUGGAACAGAAACGCACAUGACUGCAAUUGUGGGAAUGGCACUUGGUCACCGGACCAUCCCUGACCAGCCACCAAUGGCUGUCCACACUGCUAACUUCCUGCUAAAUGCAAGCGGCAGUCCCUCAACCCCAGCCCCAAGUAGAACUGCUUCUUUUUCUGAUUCAAAGUCUGAGGAUACCAACAGAGCAUCAAUAUGCGUGAAGCACAGCAUUCCACAGGAAGGAAGGGCAAGGCAAGAAAAGAAAAGAGGUAAAGCCACCACCCUCUUCAGCCGCCACACAAAGUCCAUUAUUUGGGGAAUGCAGACACGAGCUGUGCAGGGAAUGCUGGACUUUGACUACGUCUGUUCACGGGAUGAACCAUCUGUCGCAGCCAUGGUUUACCCAUUCACUGGUGAUCACAAGCAAAAAUUCUACUGGGGCCACAAGGAAAUUCUCAUUCCUGUCUAUAAGAACAUGGCAGAUGCCCUGAAGAAGCACCCAGAAGUGGAUGUUCUUAUUAACUUUGCCUCAUUACGCUCAGCAUAUGACAGUACUGUGGAAACCAUGAGCUUCUCCCAGAUCCGGACAAUUGCCAUCAUUGCUGAAGGAAUCCCUGAAGCAUUGACCCGUAGAUUAAUCAAGAUGGCGGAUGAGAAAGGUGUCACCAUCAUUGGGCCAGCUACAGUGGGUGGCAUUAAGCCAGGCUGCUAUAAGAUUGGGAACACUGGUGGAAUGCUGGAUAACAUCCUGGCCUCCAAGCUGUACCGUCCUGGCAGCGUGGCGUAUGUCUCGCGCUCUGGUGGAAUGUCUAAUGAGCUCAACAACAUUAUCUCCAGAACCACCGAUGGUGUUUAUGAAGGGGUUGCUAUCGGUGGAGAUCGGUACCCAGGAUCUACAUUCAUGGACCAUGUCUUGCGUUACCAGGACACACCAGGAGUUAAGAUGAUUGUUGUCCUUGGAGAGAUCGGUGGAACUGAGGAGUACAAGAUCUGCUCAGGCAUUAAGGAAGGACGAAUUACAAAGCCUGUUGUCAUCUGGUGCAUUGGGACUUGUGCAACUAUGUUUGCCUCUGAGGUGCAAUUUGGCCACGCUGGUGCCUGUGCUAAUGAAAAUUCUGAAACAGCGGUAGCCAAGAACCAGGCCCUGAGAGAGAUUGGGGCCAUCGUGCCAAGGAACUUUGAUGAGCUGGGAGAGAUCAUCAAGACUGUUUAUGAUGACCUUGUUGCUAAAAACGUGAUCAUACCUGCACAAGAAGUUCCUCCUCCAACAGUGCCAAUGGACUAUUCCUGGGCAAGGGAGUUAGGUCUAAUCCGAAAACCAGCUUCCUUCAUGACCAGUAUCUGUGACGAGAGGGGUCAAGAGCUCAUUUAUGCCGGAAUGCCCAUCACUGAAAUCUUCAAGGAGGACAUGGGCCUAGGAGGUGUCCUGGGCUUGCUCUGGUUCCAGAGGAGGUUGCCAAAACAUGCAUGCCAUUUUAUCGAGAUGUGCCUGAUGGUAACAGCAGACCAUGGUCCAGCUGUCUCUGGAGCUCACAACACCAUUGUCUGUGCCCGAGCAGGAAAAGACCUCAUCUCCAGCCUCACAUCUGGCCUCCUCACUAUUGGGGAUCGAUUUGGAGGUGCUUUAGAUGCAGCUGCCAAGCAGUUCAGCAAAGCCUUUGACAGCAGCCUCAUUGCGAUGGACUUUGUCAAUAAGAUGAAAAAAGAAGGGAAGCUGAUCAUGGGAAUUGGACACAGGGUGAAGUCGAUCAAUAAUCCAGACAUGAGGGUGCAGAUCCUAAAAGAUUUUGUGAAGCAGAAUUUUCCAGCUACUCCCCUCCUUGAUUAUGCACUAGAAGUGGAGAAGAUUACUACCUCCAAGAAACCAAAUCUUAUCCUGAAUGUUGAUGGUUUUAUUGGUGUUGCCAUGGUUGACUUGCUAAGAAACUGUGGUGCUUUUACAAGGGAGGAAGCUGAUGAGUAUGUGGAGAUUGGUGCUCUGAAUGGAAUCUUUGUUCUCGGACGAAGUAUGGGCUUUAUUGGACACUAUCUGGAUCAGAAGCGUUUGAAGCAAGGACUAUACCGUCACCCGUGGGACGACAUCUCAUAUGUCUUACCAGAACACAUGACCAUGUGAACAUUGGGUUAGCGAGAAAGGGGGUCUCGGUGCAGAAACAUCUCCCUGAUCCCAAUAUUGCCCACCCCAAAAGGUGUUUACAUUGCUUUUCUUCUGUGCACUGAAAUUCUUGGUAGGUGAGGGAGAAGAGAAGAACAGGAAGGGGGAAUGGCAAUCUCACGUCUUGACAAAUUGUACAAAAAAUGUGCUUCAUGAAAUGAUGCAGCUCUUUUUAAUAAAAAAAAACCAAAUACAUGCUGCUGUAUGAGUCCAUUAGGAAGUAGGUGGGACCUGGUGUCAGACUGGGUGUGGGUGCAUGCGUGCAUAAGUCACGCAGUAUUUGAGAAUCUAGUGUAGGAUACAAAGUGAGCAAGGAAUCGGUGUUGUCAGGAGUCCUUUGUCUGCACUGCCAUUGCAGAAUACAGCAGAACCCAAAGUAGAAUCGUUCCUUCAUUUAAAUUAAUUUCAGGAAAAAUAUCCCAAAGGUUUUCUUGUUGCUUUGUGAUAGCAACAUUUCCAUUCAGUGGGCUGAAGCCUAUUCUCAGUUCAAGUGGGUUUUUUUUUUACAAAAUCAGUAAACUGGGAAUUCAGACUCGGGUUUGUAGAAUUCUUAACUGUCUGAAGUAACCAGAGAAGGACAAACAAACUGUGACUAAAGCCAUAGGCAGCUUGCAAACUGUAGUUAUCCACCUGGAGAGACACUGGCAACUCCAUUCACUUGCACUUUUUUUCUCUGCUGAUUUGUCCUGUCUAAUUCUGUUGGGCUGGAGAUUUGGAAGGGCUGUUGGUGCUAUUGCAUCACUGUUGGAUAAGUCCUAAAUCUACAGACUGAGAUGCAUUGUCAGCAGCUUGAUGUUUACAGGUUAAUGGGAUUUAAACUUCAUUGCCUAGAAAUUUCUGUUGAUAUUAGCCAAUGAGUACUUAACAUCUUUGUAUGAUGUUCCUUUGUUCACUAUAUUUUUGCUUAUGUUGCCUUUUUUAUGCAUAUUAACACCUCCACUUGAAACAGUGGACAGUGAAACAUCAUGCAGGUGUUUGUCUGGUAAUGCCAGUCAUGGUUCUCAGGCUUGUACGUAGCUCAAGUGGCCACCAAAGUCAACAUGUUUGACAUUCAUUGGAGCAACGCAAUCAGUCCAACUCAUGUGAUUACUUUCUCUUGCUGGGAUCUGCUGUACAGCUUCAAUGGCAUUUCAUCUGACCACAUUGCUGUGUGUAAAUCCAAAGUAGUAACUGUGCUGAUGUAAGCUUAUUUAAGGGACCAUUUGUACUAAACCGUUGUCUGCUCUGUGUGGUUUCAGAAUUGUAAUUUUAAAAUUAGGAGAUUGGGAAUGAGAUGUAAUUCCUGUUAAGGGAUGAGGGUCAUUAAUCAUUAGAAAUUCAGUCUGUCUUCAAAGGUAAAUCUUUACUGUAACCAUAUGCACUGUCUUAUUGUGUCUUCUGCAACCUCAAGGUACCCAGGCCUGAACCUAUAACCACAAAGUCUAUCUGGUAUCUUAGUAUAAAUUAAAGUAUGUAAUUUAUUGGG